CGGGGGCGGAGGGCUGCCGUAGCGUCGGCCCGGCCGAGUCGGGGGUGGGGGCUCGGAGGCUGAGGAUUCCGCGGCCGUGGGCUGGCGUCCGUGUGGCCUGCUCCUGGCCAUGUCUGCGUGAAGACGCCGCUGCUGCCGCCCCUGUCCCACUCGGUCCUGGCCAGCCCGGCCCGCUGUGACCAUGGGCUCCAUCCUGAGCCGACGCAUUGCGGGCGUGGAGGACAUCGACAUUCAGGCGAACUCGGCCUAUCGCUACCCCCCGAAGUGCGGAAACUACUUUGCUACACACUUUUUCAUGGGAGGUGAGAAGUUUGACACCCCCCACCCUGAAGGUUACCUCUUUGGAGAAAACAUGGAUCUGAACUUCCUGGGCAAUCGCCCGGUCCAGUUUCCUUAUGUCACCCCCGCUCCCCAUGAGCCAGUGAAGACGCUGAGGAGCCUAGUGAACAUCCGAAAAGACUCGCUCCGGCUUGUAAGGUAUAAAGAUGGUGCCAACAGCCCCACCGAGGACAGCGAGAAGCCCCAUGUCCUCUACAGCCUGGAGUUCACCUUCGAUGCCGAUGCCCGGGUGGCCAUCACCAUCUACUGCCAGGCGGUGGAGGAGUUUCUCAACGGGAUGGCUGUGUACAGCCCCAAAAGCCCUGCCCUGCAAUCUGAGACUGUCCACUAUAAGAGGGGUGUGAGCCAGCAGUUCUCUCUGCCCUCCUUCAAGAUCGACUUCUCAGAGUGGAAGGACGAUGAGCUGAACUUCGACCUGGACCGGGGAGUGUUUCCAGUGGUCAUCCAGGCCGUUGUGGACGAAGGAGACGUUGUGGAGGUGACUGGCCACGCCCACGUGCUGUUGGCUGCCUUUGAAAAGCAUGUGGAUGGCAGUUUCUCCGUGAAGCCGUUGAAGCAGAAGCAAAUUGUAGACCGGGUCAGCUACCUGCUGCAGGAGAUCUAUGGCAUUGAGAACAAGAACAACCAGGAGACGAAGGUAUGUGCUGUGCCUUCAGACGAGGAGAACAGUGACAACAGCAAUGAGUGCGUGGUGUGCCUGUCAGACCUGCGGGACACGCUGAUCCUGCCCUGCCGCCACCUGUGCCUGUGCAACUCCUGUGCCGACACGCUGCGCUACCAGGCCAGCAACUGCCCCAUCUGCCGGCUGCCUUUCCGGGCCCUUUUGCAGAUCCGGGCGGUGAGGAAGAAGCCAGGAGCCCUGUCCCCCGUCUCCUUCAGCCCCGUUCUGGCCCAGAGCGUGGACCACGAUGAGCACUCUUGUCCCUUUAAAAAAUCAAAGUCGCACCCUGCCUCACUGGCCAGCAAGAAACCUAAAAGGGAAACUAGCUCGGACAGCAUCCCGCCGGGCUAUGAGCCCAUCUCUCUGCUUGAGGCGCUCAACGGCCUCCGGGCCAUCUCCCCGGCCCUCCCCUCGGCUCCCCUGUAUGAAGAGAUCACCUACUCGGGCGUCUCGGAUGGUCUGUCCCAGGCCAGCUGCCCACUUGCUGGGCUUGAUCGCAUCAUGGAAAGCAGCCACCAGAAGGGCAAGUCGCGGAGCAAAUCCCCCGACAGCACCCUGCGGUCCCCAUCAUCGCCCAUCCACGAAGAGGAUGAGGAGAAGCUCUCCCAGGACUCGGACGCCCCUCCCCUACCGAGUGGGGCUGGGCUGGUGCUGAGCAGCUCCCCAGAGAGUUUCCUCACGGAGGAGGUUGACGAGAGGUCGUCGCUAAAGCAAGGGAGCCGUGUACCUUCCAUUGACAACGUCCUCCAGGACGGCAGCCCUGAGCCCUGUGGCUGCUGCCAGCCCGGCCCACCUACCGACAUCUACCUUCCAGGAAGGUCCAUCUCCAUGAAGACGCCGGAGCCUCCUCGCCACUGGCCCCACCUAGUCUCUGGAGGCCCAGUCCUGACGUGGAGGCCACCGCCCGACUCAACUCUGAGAGCCUGGCCAGGCUGGCAGCAUGGAGCCCUCAGCUCCCCAGACUUUGCCAAGGGGCUGUCUGGACUCCAUUGAGACCCCUGGCCUCUCCUGUCUGCACACCCUUCAUAGCCACGGCUCCAAGGGGCCCUGCGACCCUUGAUUGAAGAGCACAGUGGACUGUCCCCCUGACAAACCUUUUUUGCUGCGGUCUCUGUAUUUGUAAAUGGUACACGAUGAAGGACAGCCCCUUUCUGUCUCGGGCACUGAGCUCUGAGUUCCCCCAAAUCUCUUGUUGGCUGAAUGGCUGGAGCUGGAGGCUGGCUACCCACAUGUCCCAGAUUGGCUUUAUCCAGCCCCCCAGCCAGUGGGAGGCUGACACCCUGAGAACUCGGCAAACCGGCAGGAGAGAAUUUAUCGGUGGGUGAAGUACUGUCUUCCCAGGGGGUAGUACUGGGGGGGCUUGUUGUUGGGGGAGGGAAGGAAGGGGGAUCCGAGUCACGGUCAAUGAAGGAAACGAUGCCUGUGCCCUUCCCCCGAGUUCAUGGCCUGGCUGGCACUGCUGCUGUGUCCUCUGUUGCUUCCCCUCCCGCGCAGGCCCUACGUGCAGGGCUGUGUAGCUCGCAGCCCUUCCCUGCGGCCCUGCGCAGCCUGCGUUUCUGCACUCGAGGCCCAGGUCUGGUUUUGGGCCUGACUCUUCCCAGGGGCAGAGGUGCAGUGCACAGCCUAUUGGCAGCAGUUGGUCUAGUGCCGUGGUCGGCAAACUGUGGCUCGCGAGCCACAUGCGGCUCUUUGGCCCCUUGAGUGUGGCUCUUCCUCAGCCUUAGGAGUACCCUAAUUACGUUAAUAACAAUGUACCUACCUAUAUAGCGUAAGUUUAAAAAAUUCGGCUCUCAAAAGAAAUUUCAGUCGUUGUACUGUUGAUAUUUGGCUCUGUUGACUAAUGAGUUUGCCGACCACUGGUCCAGUGGCCCCUCUCCAGGCCCUGCACCUUCUCAGAGGUGGCUUUCACACGUCCUCCGACCCCCUCCAGGGGGAGGGGCCUCCGCUCAGCUUGUCGGCCCGCUCAGGGAGGGAUCUGAGCAACGUUUCUGCUCCCUCCGUGCCCUUUAAAUGCCACUCGGUGUUUCUCUGAUUUGUUCUGUCGGGCUCCUGUGGUGGGGCCUGCCUCCUGGAGAAGGGUCCCAUUUGAAGUGGCCGCAUCAUUUUCUUAAGAUAAACCACCCGGGCAAUAGAAAAGCAGAGGAGGCACAGGCUGCCCAAGCAGGGACCUUGGCCUGGUGGGUGGGAGGGUCUGUGCAGCUCCCCAAAGGGCCAACACUUCUGGGCCUUGGAUUAGGGGGUUCAGAGGAGCUCGCUUUUUGAGGAUGAUGGUUCUGGGAACAUCCACACAGCUGGGGGCUUUGUCCAGUAGGGUCCUUGUUCUCUCUCCAAUGGGCUGUGAGCAGAGUGCUGCCUUACCCACAGCUCUCGGCCACACUCGGCCACCUUCCUCAGCCGCUUGGCUCCCUGUCUCCCCCCCACCCCCAACUCCCAUCCACUGGUGUGCUCAUGGGUGCACAUGUGCACACAUACAGGCUCUCUCUCUCCUCGCCCUCAUCACCCACCAACACCCUGGCCUCUUGCCGUUGGCAUUGGUGCCAGUACUCCGAAUGACAGGAUGGAGUACCCUGUCUUGGACUUAAACAUGCUAUCAUUUGAUGUAUUCUGAUUGGCUAGUUUUUGUUCCUUUUUACUGUAUAUUUAUAGUAAUAAAAUCAUCCAGCAAUA
This is a messenger RNA of Myotis daubentonii (Daubenton's bat), 3667 nucleotides long. It is a transcript of the gene MGRN1, whose product is annotated as mahogunin ring finger 1. Gene Ontology annotation, biological process: endosome to lysosome transport; negative regulation of G protein-coupled receptor signaling pathway; protein ubiquitination. NCBI's taxonomy places the organism in Eukaryota, Metazoa, Chordata, Mammalia, Chiroptera, Vespertilionidae. Gene Ontology annotation, molecular function: ubiquitin protein ligase activity. The record is from RefSeq and is a predicted model, not a curated record. Gene Ontology annotation, cellular component: plasma membrane; cytoplasm; nucleus.